AUGUCUAGGCAAGAAGUGGGCGCCAACGCCUUCUCCUGGGUCGUUGCUUCUCGGCCAAGCGCGGCAGUGUCCCAGGCUCCGGAACGGAGGCCGGAGGGAGAGCCGAAUCGAAGAGGUCGAGGGGGCCGUCGGGGCGGCAGAGACAGCGACUGGAGGGACAUCUCCAACCUCCAGCAGCCUGUGGCCGCUGGUCCUUGGGAACCGCCGCUCUGCUUUGGAUUGAAGAAUGACUGGGUUGGCGUGGUGAUCGGUCGUGGUGGGUCAAAAAUAAAAGACAUCCAAAGUACAACAAACACCAAAAUACAGGUAAUAAAAGGGUGUCCUGAAGCAGAAAUCAAAAUUUUUGGUAGCAAGGCAAUGCAGAAAAAAGCAAAAGCAGUGAUAGAUAAUCUUGUUAAAAAACAACAAAAUUAUAACUCACAACCCAGAGCUGAUCUUGCUGAAUGCCAACCUUCUGUUCAAAGAGAUGUAAGGGCAGGUGACAGUGUUGUUACAGAAGAUCAGCCACUAAUUGAUUGGGAUCAAAUUCGAGAAGAUGCUUUGAAAUGGGAGGAAAAAAAGUGGGCAGAUUUACCCCCAAUUAAGAAAAACUUUUAUAUGGAGUCGGAAACAACAAGAUCAAUGUUACAAGCGCAAGUAGACAUUUGGAGGAAGGAGAAUUACAAUAUAGUGUGUGAUGACUUGAAAGAUGGUGAGAAACGUCCUGUCCCCAAUCCUACUUGUACAUUUGAGGAUGCUUUUGAGUGUUAUCCUGAAGUUAUGGAAAACAUUAAAAAGGCAGGUUUUCAAAAGCCAACACCAAUUCAGUCACAGGCAUGGCCAAUAGUUCUGCAAGGAAUAGAUCUUAUAGGAGUAGCCCAAACUGGAACAGGGAAGACACUGUCCUACUUGCUGCCUGGACUUAUUCACUUGGACUCUCAGCCAAUAGCUAACAAGAAAAGGAAUAGACCCGGCAUGUUAGUCCUUACACCCACUAGAGAAUUAGCUCUUCAAGUGCAAGCUGAAUGUUCUAAGUAUUCAUAUAAAGGUCUUAAAAAUGUUUGUAUAUAUGGUGGUGGAGAUAGAAAUGGACAAAUACAAGAUCUGACAAAAGGUGUAGAUAUCAUUAUUGCAACUCCUGGAAGACUGAAUGAUCUGCAAAUGAAUAACUUUGUCAACUUGAAAAGUAUAACCUACUUGGUAUUAGAUGAAGCCGACAAGAUGCUGGAUAUGGGAUUUGAACCCCAGAUAAUGAAGAUUUUAUUAGAUGUGCGCCCAGAUAGGCAGACUAUUAUGACAAGUGCAACAUGGCCAUAUGAGGUCCGUCGACUUGCACAAUCUUAUUUGAAAGAGCCAAUGAUUGUAUAUGUUGGUACUUUGGAUCUGGUUGCUGUAAGUACUGUGAAGCAAAAUAUAAUUGUCACCACAGAAGAAGAGAAACGAUCUCAUAUCCAAGCGUUCCUAGAGAGCAUGUCCCCCAGAGACAAAGUCAUAGUGUUUGUCAGCAGAAAAGCUGUCGCUGAUCACUUAUCAAGUGACCUGAUUCUGCGACACGUAUCAGUAGAGUCUCUGCAUGGCAACAGAGAACAAAGUGAUCGAGAGAAAGCAUUAGAAAACUUUAAAACAGGUAAAGUGAGAAUACUGAUUGCUACUGACUUAGCAUCUCGAGGUCUCGAUGUCCACGAUGUCACACAUGUCUAUAAUUAUGAUUUUCCCAGGAACAUCGAAGAGUAUGUGCACAGAGUAGGACGCACUGGAAGAGCUGGGAGGACUGGAGUUUCAAUUACCCUUAUCACUAGAAAUGAUUGGAGGGUUGCCAAUGAAUUAAUUAACAUUCUGGAAAGAGCAAAUCAGAGUAUCCCAGAGGAGCUUGUGUCGAUGGCUGAGAGAUACCGGGCAAAUAAACUGAAAAAGGAAGUGGAAAAAAAAUUAGGAAGACCCCAGGGAAAAUCCAAGAAGUUUUAUUAUUAA
Messenger RNA from Pteronotus mesoamericanus, 1950 nucleotides. It is a transcript of the gene DDX43, whose product is annotated as DEAD-box helicase 43. Gene Ontology annotation, molecular function: RNA helicase activity; RNA binding; ATP binding. The record is from RefSeq and is a predicted model, not a curated record. NCBI's taxonomy places the organism in Eukaryota, Metazoa, Chordata, Mammalia, Chiroptera, Mormoopidae. The coding region runs from base 1 to 1950 and encodes 649 amino acids. The transcript has 16 exons.